AUGAUCAUAAAACAGCAGACUCAUGAAUUACUCAAGCGAGGGGGUUUUGAAUUAACAAAAUGGUGCUCCAACGAAAUCAAGUUGCGAGAUAGUGAAUCCCCAUCAGAUAACAAAGAGUUUAACGCGACCGGAUCUCUAGGCGAGACUCGAGCACUUGGAUUAGUGUGGAAUUAUGACUUGGAUAUAUUCAAAUUCGUUGACGCAUGCAAAUGGACACCGCUCGAGAAACCUACCAAACGAAAAAUUCUGUCAAGAACUGCAUUAAUAUUCGAUCCCCUAGGAUUUGUAACACCUGUAACGUUAACGGGGAAAAUCAUUAUGCAAGAAUUGUGGUUAUUGAAAAUUGACUGGGACGAAUCGAUUCCUAUGGAACUGAACACUACGUGGAAGGAGUAUGAAUCGCAGAUCGAACAGUUGGAUGACGUCAAGGUUCCUCGGAAAAUAUUAAUAGAAAAACCAGUACGUAUUGAAUUACACGGAUUUGCUGAUGCUAAUCAACAGGCGUACGGAGCAUGCGUAUAUGUGCGAUCUAUCUCGGAGAGCGGGCAGGUAGAAAGUCAUUUGAUUGCUUCCAAGUCACGGAUAGCACCUGUGAAGUCCCUAUCAAUACCACGAUUAGAAUUAUGUGGAGCUGUGGUACUUGCUCAACUAAUCAACAAGUUGAAAAAUUGUUUAAAUUGCAAAAUUGACAAUACCGUUUAUUGGACUGAUUCCAGUAUAGUGCUGUGUUGGUUGCAAUCGCCCGGUCGCAAUUGGACGCUCUUUGUCGCCAAUCUGGAAAAUCCCGCAGAUUUACUCUCAAGAGGAGCAACUGCUCACGUAAUAUCCAGAUCAGAGUUGUGGUGGUAUGGACCUCAUUGGCUGAAAGAUGCUGAAUCUGAGUGGCCAGUUACAACGAUAUCAAUAUCAAAAGAUAUUGUACCAGAGAGACGAAAAACAGCCGUAACCAAUGUGGCAGUACCAAAACCUACAUUUGAGAUUUUCGAACGUUUUUUGAGCUAUUUGAAGCUGAUACGAGUAUUCGCAGUAUGUUUACGUUUUGUUAACAUGAUAAGAAAGAAAGGGGUAGAUUCUGUCGAAACUUCUCAAUAUUGCGACAACGAUAGAAAAUUUCGUCCACUCUCCGUUUCCGAACUAGAAGCAGCAAAAUUAGCGCGGAGCUCAAUUCUUAAAUUAAAUCCAUUUUUAGAUGCGAACGGAAUUCUGAGAGUUGGUGAUCGUUUAAAGGAUACAAAUUUGUCAUACAAUGCAAAACAUCCAAUGUUAAUUCCGGCGCAACAUAGAUUCACUCGAGCGCAGUUGACCUUAGCGUCAAUUCGACAAGAAUUUUGGCCGUGCUCAGCUCGAAAUGUCGUACGUCAAGUUAUUAACACAUGUGUAAUAUGUUUUCGCAAUUCACCAAAAUUGUCUACUGCAUUAAUGGGUGACUUGCCCGAAGCCCGCGUGAAAGGUGAUACACAACCAUUCGAGACAUGUGGCAUCGAUUACGCCGGCCCUAUUUAUUACAAGGAAGGUCAACGAAAGAAUUCACGAUUAAUCAAAUGUUUCAUAGCAAUCUUCGUUUGUUUUAUGACAAAGGCGGUUCAUCUAGAGUUGUCGAAUGAUCUAACUUCAGCCACGUUCCUAAGUGUACUUAAACGAUUUAUCGCAAGAAGAGGACGUCCUAAUCAUACAUAUUCUGAUAACGGCUUAAAUUGUGUUGGCGCUGAGCGUGAACUCAAGGAAUUAUUUGACAGUAAAGAAACUGAGCAACAAAUUAUUGACAAUAUGGUAAAUGAACGUAUACAGUGGCAUUUUAUUCCACCAAGGGCACCACAUAUGGGCGGCCUUUGGGAGGCCGCCGUGAAAUCCGUUAAAUUUCAUCUGGCACGUAUUGCUGGAGAAGCUUGUUUAAGACAUGAAGAACUGAAUACAUUGUUAGUACAAAUAGAAGCAAUUCUCAAUUCACGACCCCUUACACGUUAUCAGCAGAUCCUAACGAUCUACUUGAUCGAUGGCAACGUAUCGAACAAUUGCGACAACAAUUUUGGCGACGCUGGAACGACGAAAGAAUAUUUACAUGUCUAUCAACAGUGGAGUAAAUGGAAUACCGUCACGAAUCCUAUUCAGAUAGGGCAACUCGUUAUUCUGAAAGAAGACAAUUUGCCGCCUUUAAGUUGGAAAUUAGGGCGAAUUAAGGAGAUAUAUCCAGGUCAAGAUGGAAUUAUAAGAACUGCGUUAAUACAUACAGCCAAGGGUGAUUAUAAGCGUCCUAUCACCAAACUUUGUGUACUUCCUAUAACUUAA
Cyphomyrmex costatus is the source of this 2286-nucleotide messenger RNA. RefSeq lists its product as uncharacterized. Lineage: Eukaryota; Metazoa; Arthropoda; Insecta; Hymenoptera; Formicidae. The record is from RefSeq and is a predicted model, not a curated record. The coding region runs from base 1 to 2286 and encodes 761 amino acids. The transcript is spliced from 5 exons. Gene Ontology annotation, biological process: DNA integration. Gene Ontology annotation, molecular function: nucleic acid binding.